Poeciliopsis prolifica (blackstripe livebearer) is the source of this 3382-nucleotide messenger RNA. RefSeq names its product twinkle mtDNA helicase (gene twnk). Gene Ontology annotation, molecular function: single-stranded DNA binding; ATP binding; 5'-3' DNA helicase activity. The transcript is spliced from 7 exons. The record is from RefSeq and is a predicted model, not a curated record. Gene Ontology annotation, biological process: mitochondrial DNA replication. Lineage: Eukaryota; Metazoa; Chordata; Actinopteri; Cyprinodontiformes; Poeciliidae. Bases 104 to 2269 code for a protein of 721 amino acids. Gene Ontology annotation, cellular component: mitochondrion.
CGGACGUGUUUUGAGAGCGGACCACUAAAACCCGGGCUGCAUGGAGCAUGGGGCAAGACGAGGUCAGACGUUCAGCAGGUUAAAUGAGCUAAGCAGAUAGCCAAUGUGGAGAGGCCUGCUGCUGAAGGGCACCACCUGUCUCCUGCAGGUGUCGGCCCAAAGCUUCCUCCAUCACAGACCCGCUUCCUCCCAGUGUUGCAGACUUCUCACCCAUAGGUUCCUCCCCACACUUCGAGAGACAUCAUGCAUCCCGAGGCUUAGAAGUACAUACUUCUUCCAAUCCCACAACCUCACCAGGAAUUAUAAAAAGGAUGCCAAGUCCACUGUAGAGUUCCCUCUAAGUCCCAUCACGGUUACAGACAUCAAGCAGUACUUGCGCACCAAAGACAUUCCCUUCCACGAUGGCUACAGCUGCCUCCACAUCCCAAGCAUCUUCAUGGAUGUGUUCACGAGGAAGGACAGCUUCUCCCUGUUCAUUGACAAAACCACGGGACAGUUUUUGUGCAAGGACUCGCUGGUGGAGGGAAGCUGGGAGGACCUCCAGGACUGUCUGGAGGUGAUGCAGAAGGACGAGCAGGACUCCCUCAGCCCUCAUGUGCUGCUGGGGUAUCCGGAGAGCCUGGAGGAGCAGGAGGAGAGGGAGAGAGAGCAGAGGGAAGUGCGGGAAAUCUGGUCCAGUUCGUUGCCUUUCACAGAUCUCCACGACGAGGAAGCUCAGCUGGUUAAAACCAUGUUCCAGAUCACAAAGAUCUCCAAUGCAACCUUGAAAAAGUUUGGAGUGAGGCUCUUUAAGCCCACCAAGAGUCUGGUUUUCCCCUGGUUUGGUGGUCCCGAUUCCUCCUUGAAGGGGAUCAAACUCGUCUCGGCGCGGAGGACAGACGAUGAGAAAGUCACCUAUAAUGAAGCCACAGUUCCCAAGUGCAGCUCCUACUUUAACUUGUUCGGCCUCGCUCUAGUGAGCCGUAUGGACUCGGAGGUGGUGGUGACAGGGUCCGAGUUGGACACCUUGGCCGUUAGCCAAGGCACAGGGCUCCCCAGCGUGGCUCUGCCCCGUGGGGUCAGUUGCCUUCCACCGGCCCUGUUGCCCUACCUGGAGCAGUUCAAGAGGGUGACCCUGUGGCUGGGGGGCGACAUUCGCUCCUGGGAGGCAUCAAAGAUCUUUUCGCGUAAGCUGGGCCUGCGGCGGUGCAGCCUGGUGCGACCGGGGGAGUUCCAGCCCUGUCCACUGGAGGCGCUCUCCCAAGGAAAAAACUUGUCCCGCAUUGUCAAAGCCUCCAUCCCAGCGGCGCACAAGUCCAUUGUCUCUUUCAAGCAGCUCAGAGAGGAUGUCUACGGAGAGCUGAUGAACACAGAUCAGGUGGCUGGAGUUAAGUGGGCCAGAUUUCCAGAGCUCAACCGGAUCUUAAAGGGACACAGAAAGGGAGAGCUCACAGUUUUCACAGGGCCAACUGGAAGCGGGAAGACCACCUUCAUCAGCGAGUUCGCCCUGGACCUCUGCAUGCAGGGUGUCAACACUCUGUGGGGCAGCUUUGAGAUAAACAACGUGCGUCUAGCUAAGGUCAUGCUGACGCAGUUCGCCAUGCAGAGGCUGGAGGAGAACUUGGAGCAGUACGACUUCUGGGCUGACAGAUUUGAGGAGCUGCCGCUUUACUUUAUGACGUUCCACGGACAGCAAAACAUCAAGGCAGUACUGGACACCAUGCAUCACGCCGUCUACCUCUAUGAUAUCAACCAUGUCAUCAUUGAUAACCUGCAGUUCAUGAUGGGUCAAGAAAACCUCUCAGUAGAUAAAUUUGCCGUCCAGGACCACAUCAUCGGGAUGUUCAGGAAGUUUGCCACCAACAGCAGCUGCCAUGUCACUCUGAUCAUUCACCCCAGGAAAGAGGAGGACGACAAGGAACUGCAGACUGCAUCCAUUUUUGGUUCUGCUAAGGCAAGCCAAGAGGCCGACAACGUCCUCAUUCUGCAGGAGAAGAAGCUGGUGACUUGUCCCGGCCGCAGAUCCCUGCAGGUCACCAAAAACCGGUUCGAUGGAGACGUGGGCAUCUUCCCCCUGGACUUCAUCAAGUCUUCGCUCACCUUUUCAACACCCAUCAAGGGCAAGCACAAGCUGAGGAAGGUCGCCGCCAAGCCGGAAAACGAGGAGGAGGUGCAGAGGAACGAGGUAACUGCAAAGAAGGAUGAAGGGAAGAAGGAAAAAGCGAUGAAAACUGCAAAGGCAGCACAAACGGUUAAACGCCCUGCUAAUGGAAACGAGAAAGUGAAGUAGUGAUGCAAAACAGUGUUGAGAGAAUGAAGUGAGCUCCAGAUUGUUAGCCCUCAAAACUUGAUGAAGCUAAAAAUAGCUACAGCACUGUGCAAAAGUUUUGACUCAUCCCGUAAUAUUUUAUAUACCGCUUGUAAUGGAGCUAAAACAUGAUCUGAUUCCCUGAUCUGUCCUACAAGUUCUCUACAGUCUAAACUCUACAAAAGAUGUACAAUCUCACUUUUUCUGGUUUAAUAAGAUGCAAACUGUCAGAAGUGCAAAUAAGCAUGUUUUUCUAUGUAUAUCAUACAUAUGUUAUUUAAACACCCGCACCACACAGUUACAUCUUAAUCAGUUAGAAUUUAAUUGAAAAGUUAAUUUAGUUUAGUAAUCUGACUCAAAAGGAGAAACGCUCAUAUAGAUUUAUCACAGUGACACAUUUAAGUUUGAUGAUUAUGGCACAUGUCUGACGCACCUAAAAUCGAGGCUCUCACAAAGUCUCAUCACCACGUUUAACAGAAAUAAAUCUUAUUUAGGUCACUCUUGUAUAAUGAAUUUAUAUAUGAGUUUCACUGUUGGUUGUAAAGUUUGGUUGUCAGACUUCUGGGACUCAUUUAAAUCCAGUUUCCAGUCUUGGAUUCCUGAAACUCCACCUAUUGAGGACAAUUCAAAGUCGUUAUUGUUUUCAGGCCAUUGGAGGGAUUUUUUUUUCUUUCUCUUACUACACUUCUUGCAAGUUUUCACUGCAAAUGUGUAGUAGACAUAUUACCUGCGUGUUUGGAUGCUGCUGUAAGACUUGGAAUGGCCCUGAAAAUGUGUGACACUCUUUAUUUUAACUGGAGGAUCACGUUACGAGUGAUCAGCUACUUAACAUUAUCAUUCUCUAAAUUUACAGGAGAUAAUGCACCAGUGUCAUACCUAUCUAGUCAGUCAUAAGUUCAAGGAAUGAUGUUAGUCAAAAUUUGACUUUUGUUGCAGUGUCUCAAGCUUUUCAUUCAUGUAUUUAAUUUACUGUGAAACUAAGGUCCACUGUAUUUUGUUUGCCACUGUCAAUGUUUCCAUUACCAUAAUGUGUUCUCACUCUACUGAUCUUUUGUCAUACACUUUGUAUCAUGAUUUUUAAUAAAGCAGUUUUCU